AUGCGCUCGGUUGCACUUGCUCUUGCGUACCUUGCCACUGGCAUCCACGCCCUCCCAAGACCGGCAGUGAGCUACGCAGUGGUCAACGUAGAUGGUGGUUCUGCACCUACGAGCACUGAGGCAGCCCAAACGACAGUAAUCUCUACUGUUGUCGAGUCAGAGGCGCCUACGACCGUCUCAGAGAUUGUAUACAAGACUGUGACCGAUUCAUCGGCUACAGCAACCACUGUUUCUGUCAAGACCGUCACAGAGACACCAAGUGCCGUUUCCACACCGGCCAGCAGCCUUCACUCUGCUGCUUCCUCGACACCAGCACAAGCUUCAGAAACCCCUUCAACGCCAUCAUCGCCAGCACCGUCCUCAUCUUCACCAUCAUCAUCAGCAUCGUCAUCUUCGCCAUCACCAUCGACAUCAUCAACGAGCACAACAUCGCUCUCGUCGGCGCCAUCGUUGGCUACAUCAUCUGCCGACUCGUCCUCGACAGAUGCACCACUGUCAUCUUCGCAAUCAUCUACAUCCCACACAGUCAAAAGCAGCACGUUCACAGGUGCCGCAUCCUCGACGCGCAGCAGCACAACAACAACGCCAUCAGUAUCGAUCAACUCGAUCGUAUACGAGGUGACUGGUGGAGCACUUACCACAGACUAUGUGACAGUCACACUUUCUGGCAGCGCCCAACCCACAAGCUCAACGACCAGUUCGAAGUCAUCUACGUCGGCUGUUUCGGCAGCUUCGACAAUCAUUGUGGUGCAGACCCAGACUGUGGUUCCGGCACCAGUGGCGCCCACUUCGGCUUCUUACUACGACAAUGGAAUGUGGCACACAUCGUACGUUGUCAAGAACUUCCCUACGCUGGCACCAAGUGCUGCAGGACACCACUGGAACAGCACAUCGCACUGA
Molecule: messenger RNA, 900 nt
Organism: Aureobasidium musti
Lineage: Eukaryota; Fungi; Ascomycota; Dothideomycetes; Dothideales; Saccotheciaceae
Source: the annotation of a GenBank genome assembly